CCCUCAAGAACUUCCGGGGCGACUUGAGCAAAGAAGAAGGACAGCGGUUUGAAAGAUGGCGGCGCACACCCAAAAGAAUAACAAGCCGGGGAAACCUGGAGGAAAAGAGGCACAGCCUCUGAUAAUCGCCAAAACUCCUGCAGAGGAACAACGUCUGAAGUUGGAGAGGUUAAUGCGGAACCCGGAUAAGCCCGCUCCCAUCCCGGACCGGCCGAAAGAAUGGAACCCGCGGGCUCCGCCGGAGUUCGUCCGAGAUGUGAUGGGCUCCAGCGCCGGUGCAGGUAGCGGGGAGUUCCACGUUUACCGGCACCUCCGACGCAGAGAGUACCAGAGGCAGGACUUUCUGGACAAGAUAGCAGAUAAGCUCGACGAGGACGACCAUUAUCUGGAAAAGGUGGAGCAAAACAAAAAGGCAGCCGAUGAAAGAACGGCGAAGCGCAGGAAGAAGCGGGAAAAGUUGAAGCAAAAAAAGGAGAUGGCCAAGAAGGCAAAGCUAGAGUCCAAAAACAAGAAGGAAGACGGCGACGGCGACGACACCGAGAAGAGCACAGACAGCAGUGAAGAAGACAAAGGGGAAAGAGAAGCUGACGAUGAUGCCGAGGCUCCUAGCUUCAUCAUGGGGAGGAAAUAAAUCGAGCAGGGUGACCUGCCAGGACUGGGCACUGGUUGUAAUGCUCCUUGGUAGCGACAAUGUGGAUAAUCGAUUAUGAAGACAUGGGGCGAGAUGGAGACCAGAAUCACAAUAACAACAACCUCCUGAAAGAAGAAAGAACAUUUAAAGAGCACUGUACAAGAGUGUGUGCUUCCUGUUUUUACUACCAGGAAAAACUUGGAUGGACUGCCUAGUUUAAUAGGCAGAAAGCCCCUCGGAGCGUAUGAUUUUUGAUCACACAAUGGUAGUCAGUGUCCCACUUGGAAAAGAGACUGUUGAGACACGAUUGAUUUUUUUUUUUUUUUUUCCAUGAUCUCAC
Molecule: messenger RNA, 971 nt
Organism: Sander lucioperca (pikeperch)
Lineage: Eukaryota; Metazoa; Chordata; Actinopteri; Perciformes; Percidae
Gene: prkrip1
Product: PRKR interacting protein 1
Exons: 1
Coding region: 56-631 (191 amino acids)
Biological process (GO): negative regulation of protein kinase activity
Cellular component (GO): nucleolus
Molecular function (GO): double-stranded RNA binding; protein kinase binding; protein kinase inhibitor activity
Source: RefSeq, a predicted model, not a curated record